AUGGGAGACAAAUCUCGCAAAAACAGCGUCACUCAGGAUGUGGAGGCUAAUGGCACAUCAGAUCAACAACAACAGGUGGAAGCUGUGGCCAAAGCCGUGCACGGCCAUCCGGUAUCCGAACAUCCAACCACAUACUGUGAGACACUAAUGCAUCUCUUAAAAGGCAACAUCGGUUGUGGUAUGUUGGCCAUGGGAGACGCAUUUCGCAACGGAGGCCUUUUGAUGGCACCGAUUCUCACAGUUUUCAUUGGAACCGUGUGCAUUUACAACAAUCACAUACUGUUAAACGUCGCUCAUAAGCUGAAGAGCCGACUGAAACUCGAACACUGCCCAACGUUCUCGGAGACUGUCGAACUGUCCUUUGCGACUGGACCCAAGAGCUUGCAGAAGCAUGCGGACGUGUUUAGGACCACCGUCAACGUAUUUGUCAUAAUCACUCAGUUGGGAUUCUGCUGCGUGUACAUACUGUUUGUGUCCAGCUCCAUUAAGCAGUUUUGCGACGAAUAUGGAACCGUGCUGGAUAUUCACAUCCACAUGAUUUUUGCUCUGGUGCCCAUAAUGUCGUGCGCCAUGAUUAGGAAUUUGAAAUUCAUCGCACCCCUGUCGACCGCCGCCAACAUAUCAAUGGCCAUUGGUCUGGGCAUUAUUCUGUCGUACUGCGUAGUGGACUUACCAACCCUCAACUCCAGAACGGCCGUGGCCCAUUGGUCGCAAAUCCCCCUGUUCUUCGGCACGGCCAUUUACGCUUUCGAAGGAAUUAGUCUUGUAUUGCCCCUGCAAUUGGAAAUGAAAACACCUAAUAGAUUUGCGUCAACUAUGGGUGUGUUGAACGUCGGCAUGACCAUCGUGACCUUUAUCAUUCUGACCAUGGGCUUUGUGGGAUUCUGGCGGUUCGGCGACGACGUUAAAGGAAGUCUCACGCUCAACCUCCCACCCACUCUCAUCCUUUCAAAAAUCGUGGUCGGUCUGAUGGUGUUCGCAAUCAUCUGUACUUACACACUGCAGUUUUACGUGCCCGUCGCUAUCUUAUGGCCAUCGGUACAAGAAAAAUAUGGACCGUUCCAAUCGCCCGCCCUCGCCGAAUAUCUUUUGCGCGCCGUACUAGUUUUUGCUACAUUUUUGGCGGCGGAAGUGAUACCUCAUCUGGCACUGUUCAUAUCGUUGGUCGGGGCCAUCGCCAGCACGUUCUUGGCCCUAAUAUUCCCACCUAUAUGCCAUAUGGUUGUCUGGAAGGACGAAGGAUUUGGAGCGUUCAAUUGGAAACUUCACAUGGACAUCAUUACUAUAGUCUUAGGCCUGUUAGGAUUCGUAACUGGUACAUACUUCAGUUUACACGACAUUAUAGUUGCAUUUAGCAAAGAUUUUGGUUUCCAUUGA
Macrosiphum euphorbiae (potato aphid) is the source of this 1377-nucleotide messenger RNA. Lineage: Eukaryota; Metazoa; Arthropoda; Insecta; Hemiptera; Aphididae. The record is from the annotation of a GenBank genome assembly.